CGGCCGAAAGGGUCGGGGGCGAGCGAGAGGGCCACAGCGAGCGGCGGCCGCUCUGGCGCGCCAGCCACAUCCUCCCCGGCUGCCUCCGACUCCGCAGCCCCGACCCGAGGACCUCGGGGCCCGCUCCGCGCCGGGGGUGGGGACGGUUUGCAAAGUCAACAGGGCGGGCGCGCGGCCCGCACGUCCCCCGGGCCCGGACGCGUCAGGGGGCGGGCGCCGGGGACCAGGAAGUCCGUGGCCGCCGCGCGGAGACCGCAGCGCUCAGCACAUCGCGGAGGCCGGAGGACGUCAGGGGGCGCCUGCGGCGGCGGGGUCGGGAGCCGAGACCCCGGAGGUUUGCAGGCGCGCAGUGCGCCCCGGCCCGCGCCAUGCGCCCCGGAGGCGUGCGCAGCUUCACGCUGGAGCUAGCCCGAGGCCCGGGGGGCGCGUACCGCGGCGGGGAGCGGCUGUGCGGCCGGGUGCUGCUGGAGAUGGCGGUGCCGCUACGGGUGCGAGCGCUCGAGGUGGCGGCGCGAGGCCGAGCGGCGGUGCACUGGUUCGAGGUCCGUAGCGUGGGCGUCAACGCGGUGUCCAGCGACUAUGCGGCCGCCGAGACGUACCUGCGGAGGAGGCAGCUGCUGCUGGGAGACACCGGGGAGGCCGCGACGCUGCCGCCCGGGCGCCACGAGUUCCCGUUCAGCUUCCAGCUGCCCCCGACCCUGGUGACGUCCUUCGAGGGCAAGCACGGCAGCGUCCGCUACUGCGUCAAGGCCACCCUGCACCGGCCCUGGGCGCCCGCCCGCCGCGCCAGGAAGGCGUUCACCGUCAUCGAGCCGGUGGACAUCAACACGCCCGCCCUGCUGGUCCCCCAGGCAGGCACGCGGGAGAAGUUGGCCCGGGCCUGGUACUGUGACCGCGGCCUCAUCUCCCUCUCGGCCAAGAUUGACCGCAAAGGCUACACGCCAGGCGAGGUGAUCCCCAUCUUCGCCGAGGUCGACAAUGGCUCCAGGCGCGCCGUGCUGCCGCGGGCGGCCGUGGUGCAGACACAGACCUUCAUGGCCAGGGGCGCCCGCAAGCAGAAGCGGACGGUGCUGGCCAGCCUGGCCGGGGAGCCUGUGGGCCCCGGGCAGCGGGUGCUGUGGCAGGGCCGGGAGCUGCGGAUCCCGGCCGUGGGCCCCUCCAUCCUGCACUGCCGCGUGCUGCGCGUGGACUACGCCCUCAUGGUCUGUGUGAACAUCCCUGGCACAUCCAAGCUGCUUCUGGAGCUGCCGCUGGUCAUCGGCACCAUCCCCCUGCACCCCUUCAGCAGCCGCUCGUCCAGCGUGGGCAGCCACACAAGCUUCCUCAUGGACUGGGGCCUGGGGGCGCUGCCUGAGAGGCCUGAGGCCCCUCCCGAGUACUCCGCAGUGGUGACCGGCGAGCAGAUGGUCCCUGCCCCACCACUGCAGGACUCCAGGGGCCUCGAGGACCCCUUCUUCGCCUACAUCCAGGAGUUCCGCUUCCGCCCGCCGCCCCUGUACUCCGAGGAGGACCCCAACCCCCUGUCAGAGGCCAUCAGGCCACGCUGCAUGACCUGCUGAGAGGCAAGCGGACACCUUGAUGGACAGGGCCACACACGGGCUUCAGCCACCAUGGAGCCAGGGCAGACCAGUCUGACUGCUUUGAAUUGGGGAAACUGAGUCUCAGAAACGGGUGGGGCUGUUUUGAGUUCCCGGGACAGAUGAAGAGUCAGGCUGGAAUCUGACGGAUCUGGUCUGGCUGUCCUCACGAGGCACUGAAUGCCAAGUGCAGGAGCCGAGAGACUUUAACCCAUGUGUGUCCAGCCUGGGGGCAAUGCUGGGGUCCCCCAGGAGCCUCCAGUACAGGGGAGACAGCUGGACACAGACAGCCUCAGAGGAAGAGAAUCCAGGGCUGAGAUCAGUUCCAGAGGGGGAGCUGGGAAGGCGUCCCGGAGGAAAGGGCAUUUUAGAUGAGGCUUUGGCGUAUGAAUAGGAGUUCAGUAGGCAGGUGCGUGAGAGGAAGAAGUUGGCGAACGUCAGAGCUGAGUGCUCUUUGGAGCCCACCCCCUUCACCUGAGUGGGGAGAGAUGGGGGCUCAGGUAGCCCGUGCCUUGAGGCCACACAGCAAGUUCAGGGGGUGAGAGGACCCAGGCAUGAGGUGUUUGCAGAAGCAGGUCGUUGGAGCUGCGGGGGCCUGUGGGGUCGGGGGCAGCAGCUUCAGCCUUCAAAGCCUUUGAAAGCCAGGGAUUCCUGGCCCAGCUGGGACAGUCUGUGGGCUCCUCCAGGUACCCCAGACCCCAGAACCCGAGCCGCUUGGUGUGUGGCUGGGGAAUCCCAGCCCCAGAGAACAGACAAGGCCAGCUGCAUAAUUUGUGUAAUAAAAAAGUGGAUCCUCUUGUCCAAAAAUGAUCGAGAAUUUCAAGACAGCCGCAGUCAAGCAUUAAACCACGUGUGGGGCCUGGGACCAGCGGUCUGGCUGGGGUGAUGGGGAACUGGGGCAUUUCUGGGGAGCCCCUAACUGCAGAGUUGCAGCCCUGGCUGGGGGCGGGGCCUCCACCUGGGACUGAACAUUUCUGAUGAACCUUAAAAAGUUGCUCCCUUUUGUACAAUUAUUUUUUUAAAUAAAAGUGUGGAAGGAGAGACCGGGUUUAUUUAUUUUAUUAAAAAA
Messenger RNA from Choloepus didactylus (southern two-toed sloth), 2646 nucleotides. RefSeq names its product arrestin domain containing 2 (gene ARRDC2). The coding region runs from base 369 to 1559 and encodes 396 amino acids. The record is from RefSeq and is a predicted model, not a curated record. Gene Ontology annotation, biological process: protein transport. Lineage: Eukaryota; Metazoa; Chordata; Mammalia; Pilosa; Megalonychidae. Gene Ontology annotation, cellular component: plasma membrane; cytoplasm. The transcript has 8 exons.